CAACGUUUUGCUCAGAGAUCAUCAAUGAACAAUAUGGUUGAUGAAAAAUUCACAUCACACUUUAAAAUCUUCAUAGUUUCGAACUGCUUAGCAUUUAACUGUACUUGUACGUAAAUGUUUAUUUACCUUCCCACUGAUGGCUGACUACGGACAGCGAAACUCCAAUGGAGCCAGAAAAACGGCAUACGUAUUUUGUUCUUAUGGGACUGCUAAGUUUUCUCUGCAUUUACACCGUGAUUCCACACUCGCGUCUAAUUGACAGCGUGACUUUGUUGUUUGAUCAGCGUUACUACUAUGACAAGGUUUUUCGAUACGGAAGUGAAAACGAUUCUGCUUCAUCGCAGAACAUGAUAGCCGAGAGUUCCACAAACACCGGCGGUGCGUACAAAAAAAUGCUAAUUUGGACAAAGUGGAACAGCGAACAGCUGGCGUAUGACCAGCACAAUCAGCCCGGCUGGUUCAAGAACUGUCCAGAAAGCCGGUGUCUCGCCGUCACGAAUCGCAAUGAGCGGAAGCAAGCCAGUGCGAUCAUCUUUACAUGCCCGAUUUUAACCCGGGACUUACCCCAUCAGUCCGCCAGGAAUCGGUCUGUGUACUAUAUUUUUCAUUUGGACGAAUCACCUGAUACGACGAAGAAGCUGAUGAAUUAUCGCGCUUGGGAUAAUCAUCCGGGUUUCUUCAAUCUGACCAUGUCGUAUCGGUUGGACUCCGACAUAUACUCCGAUUUAUACACCGGAGGAUACACGCCUCGUCAUUUUAAUCAAUCCCGCUUAACCGACCCACUGUGGUAUGCCUCCAAGCGUGACAUCCUGUGGCUGGUAUCCCAUUGCGACACGGCCAGUAAGCGGGAGGAUUAUGCUGCUGAACUGGGAAAAUAUGUCAGCAUCGACAAAUUAGGCAAAUGUGAUCAGCCCGAUCCAUGCCGACAUAAGCAUGGCGCCAAUGGCUGCGAUUCGGAAGAUCUGAUCAAGCAUUUUAAGUUCUAUUUGUCAUUUGAAAACAGCAUCUGCAAAGGCUAUGCCACCGAGAAGCUGUAUCGCGCUCUCAACAAUGACGUCGUACCAAUUGUACUCGGAGGCGCGGACUACAAAAAACUUCUGCCUCCCGGUGCGGUGAUAAACGUCGAGGAUUAUCCAUCUCCCAAAGCGUUGGCGGAAUAUCUAAUCCAUCUAAUGCGGAAUGAAGAGGCGUAUUUAAAACAUUUCGCAUGGAAGUAUCCCCCAAAUCCGUUGUGGUAUAUGCCAGGAAUUCCCAACAGGGAGAGCAGCAGUUUUUGUAAAAUAUGCGAACUCCUGCACCGCCCACCGAAAGAGCGGAUUCGUAAAUCGUAUGAAAAUAUGAAUAAAUGGUGGUUUGCUGGGCAAUGUCGGGAGUCAACAGUGAACUAUAAGAAAAACCAAAGCGAGAAGGCAUCUCAAAAGGAAAUUAUUAUGGAUGACUAGCGACUAGCUAAGCCGCUGCUCAUAAAUGAGUACGGAAAACGGUUUGCACCGUAAAAUACUAAAUUCCCUUACAAUUGUCACCUUUUUGAGCACUUAAGGUAGAUAAUGUGAAUGUUUACAUUUUACUUGUACUAUGGUAUUAUUCGCACAAUAGACAUUUUGCGAGUAAUAAAAUUGAUAAUUUUUACAACAGUGGAGCAAAUGAUCAAAAGUAACAUCCCAACAUUGUUUUAAGGCAGAUGGUGGUGUUUGUUAUUGAUGGUCGCUAUUAACAUUUUUAUGGUUGUGAUUUCCAAAGUUAAUCAGGAUUUCUGAGCAACGAAUAGCUUGCCUUUUUGGUGUUCGACAGGAUUGCAAACACUCUUAAUUUUGCAGGUAGAUUCAGUAAGUAACCAUAGUGAAAUUUUCAAAAUGUUGAACUGAUUAUAAGAAUAAAACAUGCUAUUAUCCAAACAUACCAAAGCGUACCGUUUGGUACUUAUACGAUAAGUAUGGCUACUCCUGUAGUGUGCGAAGUAUCUGUAUAUCCAUCCAAUUUAACAUGGUUUUUUCUCAGUUGAUCCAUGUUAGGUCAUGAUCCGGAAGUAAUAUCUUAAUAAUUAGAAUUCUGAGCCGGAUCGCGCAU
Molecule: messenger RNA, 2067 nt
Organism: Paramacrobiotus metropolitanus
Lineage: Eukaryota; Metazoa; Tardigrada; Eutardigrada; Parachela; Macrobiotidae
Product: alpha-(1,3)-fucosyltransferase C-like
Exons: 3
Coding region: 165-1442 (425 amino acids)
Cellular component (GO): membrane
Molecular function (GO): alpha-(1->3)-fucosyltransferase activity
Source: RefSeq, a predicted model, not a curated record